CGCCUUCCGUCCCCCGUUUCCGGUGGUGGUGCAGGACGGUGCUCGGCCCCCGCAGUUCGCUCCCCUGCCGUCACCAUGCCGCUGGAAAACCUAGAGGAAGAGGGUCUGCCCAAGAACCCCGACCUGCGCAUCGCGCAGCUGCGCUUCCUGCUCAGCCUGCCCGAGCACCGCGGGAACGCGGCGGUGCGCGAGGAGCUGAUGGCGGCCGUCCGGGAAAACAAUAUGGCUCCUUAUUACGAAGCCUUGUGUAAAUCCCUCGACUGGCAGAUGGACAUGGAUCUCCUCAGUAAAAUGAAGAAAGCAAAUGAAGAAGAGUUGAAGCGCCUGGAUGAAGAGCUGGAGGACGCAGAGAAGAAUCUGGGAGAGAGUGAAAUUCGAGAUGCAAUGAUGGCGAAAGCGGAGUACCUCUGUCUGAUAGGUGACAAGGAGGGAGCUCUGACAGCGUUUCGAAAGACAUACGAUAAGACUGUGGCCCUGGGUCACCGACUAGAUAUUGUAUUUUAUCUCCUAAGGAUCGGCCUCUUUUAUAUGGAUAAUGACCUCAUCACUCGAAACACAGAAAAGGCCAAGAGCCUGAUAGAAGAAGGUGGAGACUGGGAUAGGAGAAAUAGGCUGAAAGUGUACCAAGGUCUAUACUGUGUGGCUAUCCGUGACUUCAAACAGGCAGCGGAGCUCUUUCUCGACACGGUGUCUACAUUUACAUCCUAUGAGCUCAUGGACUAUAAGACAUUUGUGACUUACACCGUUUAUGUCAGUAUGAUUGCCUUAGAAAGACCAGAUCUCAGGGAAAAGGUCAUUAAAGGAGCAGAAAUUCUUGAAGUGUUGCACAGUCUUCCAGCAGUCCGGCAGUAUCUGUUUUCUCUCUACGAAUGCCGUUACUCAGUUUUCUUUCAAUCAUUAGCGAUCGUGGAACAGGAAAUGAAAAAGGAUUGGCUCUUUGCACCUCAUUACCGAUACUAUGUAAGGGAAAUGAGAAUUCAUGCGUACAGCCAGCUGCUGGAAUCAUAUAGGUCAUUAACCCUUGGCUAUAUGGCAGAAGCAUUUGGUGUGGGCGUGGAAUUCAUUGACCAGGAACUGUCCAGGUUUAUUGCUGCUGGAAGACUACAUUGCAAAAUCGAUAAAGUAAAUGAAAUAGUAGAAACCAACAGACCUGAUAGCAAGAACUGGCAGUACCAAGAAACCAUCAAGAAAGGAGACUUACUACUAAACAGGGUUCAGAAAUUGUCCAGAGUAAUUAACAUGUAAAACUAUUUAAAAAUGUAUUCCCUCAUGGAUGUUACUUGAAGCUUUCAUAGAUUUCUUCACUGUGUGCCCACUUCCACAGCAUCAAAUAAAUAUGCCAUUGUU
Mesocricetus auratus (golden hamster) is the source of this 1347-nucleotide messenger RNA. It is a transcript of the gene Psmd6, whose product is annotated as proteasome 26S subunit, non-ATPase 6. NCBI's taxonomy places the organism in Eukaryota, Metazoa, Chordata, Mammalia, Rodentia, Cricetidae. The transcript has 8 exons. Gene Ontology annotation, molecular function: protein binding. Gene Ontology annotation, cellular component: proteasome regulatory particle. Gene Ontology annotation, biological process: proteasome-mediated ubiquitin-dependent protein catabolic process. The record is from RefSeq and is a predicted model, not a curated record. Bases 76 to 1245 code for a protein of 389 amino acids.